Messenger RNA from Cordyceps militaris CM01, 1893 nucleotides. Its product is annotated as Protein kinase-like domain. The coding region runs from base 1 to 1893 and encodes 630 amino acids. Gene Ontology annotation, molecular function: ATP binding; protein serine/threonine kinase activity. The transcript is spliced from 6 exons. Gene Ontology annotation, biological process: protein phosphorylation. Lineage: Eukaryota; Fungi; Ascomycota; Sordariomycetes; Hypocreales; Cordycipitaceae. The record is from RefSeq and is a predicted model, not a curated record.
AUGGACACAAAGGACAUCCCAGUCCUAUUGCGGCCUGCUAUUACCCUGGAAGGAUGGGUAGAGUCGGAACACCGGCCGUUUAUUCCGUAUUUCCGCAACGCCAUGAUGCCGACCAACGCCAGACCAACGCCGGAAGGGCUGGACUCGUCCAGUCUCAUUUUUGCACCAUUCAACAUGGAAUCCAACAGAACCACCCGAAUGCAAAGAAGCAUUGUUCCUUCCCUCGUGCGCACAAUCGAUGCCGACUGUGACGACAGGCAACAGCCUAGAGCCACCGCAAACAUGAGACUCACACUAUUCAACAACAUCACCACUGCCGUAUCCCCCGGCAGACAUCGAGUAUUCAUUCAAGCUACCCCCUCGGACCUGGCCACCCCCUCGGACCUGGUCCCUUCCAUCUGCUUUACUCGCAACCCUGACCAAGAUCCCGUUCUGCAGAGCUACAUUGGUGCCGCCAUCAGCCAUAUGCACAACCGGGCCCACUGCCAUGUACCGGAAGGUCUCAACUCCUUUAUCGUCAUGGCCAAACAGACAUCAAGACGGCGAAAAGGCAUGAUUACGUUUGGGGCUCAUGUGGACUGCGACGUUUGCUACGAACUGGUACCAUACGACAGACACAUAUGCACCUUUACCCUGACCAGCAGUGGCGACCUCGUCUUGGUCGACGAAGCUGCCAUCAAUAAACCUCUGAUGUCUUCUCACCCCGUGACCAGAGCCGACUCCCAGAACCAACCGCGUGCCCUCGAAAAGUCCUCGAUGAGCAAUGAUGCUAAUCUUGGCCCGUGCGCGGGGCAGCGCCGCGUCAUCCCCAUGUCCGAUGUCGACCGGUGCGUCGAGGUUGGCCCUGGUUGUAUCUUUGCCUUCAGGUGGCGCGUGCCGCUCGCGGGACCCGCCAUCAUCGCGAGCGCCCGUGAACAACUCGCCCGGAUCUACGCCGCCUGCCCGCAACAGUACAACAUCGAAGACCCCCUCCUCGACAAGCUCGCCCGCGAGGCCCUGAACCACCCGCUUGACGCCCGGCCGCUGCCGGAAAUGCACUGCUACGGCUCCUUGCGCCGCCGCGACAUGGGCGGGUGCGUGCGCGAGCUGGUCGAGUUGCGCAGCGGCAAGGUCUACGCGGUCAAGAGGCUUUUCGGUCCGCACAAGGGCCCCAAGGUUGAGGAAAGAGUCGCGAAGUGGAAGAGUCUGGCCAAACUCCAAAGCGAGAGAUUCGAUUCCUUAGACUAUCAUAGCAAUAUCCACCUGCCACAACUCGUGUACGGCUUGGCAGGAAACGAACCCUGGCUCGACUGGUACUACGACCUCUACCAGGGCAACGCGCGUGACUACUUUGCUCCUUUGAUAUUGCCCCCGAAGAAAGCCCGGCUGUUCGACGUAUACAGCGCCGUCGUCGACCAACGCAUGCGGCUGUUCGUAGAGCAGACACUCCCAGCACUGGCGUACCUCGAGGUGCAUGGCAUGGUGCACGGCAACAUCAAGCCGGAAAACGUGCUCUACACGACGACACUUGUCCACUAUCCGCACCAGCCACCCGGGAAGAGUGUGCGCUUCGUCCUGGUGGAUUUUGCGUUUGGCGCCAUCGGAACGUGGUUUGGCACGUUGGGGUACAUGGCGCCUGAGACGCUGGAAACCUACAAGGUCUCGCACAAGGCGGACCUGUACGCGCUCGGCGUCACUAUGCUUGAGCUUUUAGGCGUGUUUGAGGUCUCCAAGCUCUGCGGCGGCAUCAAGUACUGGAACAGCAGGAUGAAAGCGCUCACGGGCAAGACGGUGUGUCCCGACGCUGAGGAAAGAUAUGACGAUACAUGGAGGUACGGGCACAGGCAGGUGCAGGAGCUGUGCGAGCACAGAAUGCUGAGCGUCCCGCUACUGGGCAUGUUGCAGCUGGAGUAG